Engraulis encrasicolus (European anchovy) is the source of this 4357-nucleotide messenger RNA. Its product is annotated as mitochondrial import inner membrane translocase subunit TIM44-like. The record is from RefSeq and is a predicted model, not a curated record. The transcript has 13 exons. Gene Ontology annotation, cellular component: mitochondrial inner membrane. Bases 5 to 1357 code for a protein of 450 amino acids. Gene Ontology annotation, molecular function: protein-folding chaperone binding. Gene Ontology annotation, biological process: protein import into mitochondrial matrix. Lineage: Eukaryota; Metazoa; Chordata; Actinopteri; Clupeiformes; Engraulidae.
CAAUAUGGCGGCGUCCUUGUGUCGGUGUUCGAGGAUUCUCUCCAGAAACAAUCUGAUUUGCCUUCCCCGUGGAUAUAUUUCAGUAUACAAUCAAAGAUAUGAUACAUUACUGUGCAGGACCAGCGAUGUUUCUUUCCAGCAUCGGUUUGUGUCAAGCCGUGGGAAUCCACGAAAGGGUUUUCUGGGGGAGUUUGUUGACUCCUUGAAGCAAGAACUUAGCAAGAACAACGAAAUGAAGGAGAACAUCAAAAAAUUCCGUGAAGAAGCCAAAAGACUGGAGGAGUCUGAUGCGCUCCAACAAGCUAGGAAGAAAUAUAAAUCUAUUGAAUCUGAAACUGUGAAAACCUCUGAAGUAUUUAAGAAGACUCUGGGCUCAUUCUCUGACACCUUAAAAGGGAGUCUAGAAGAGGUUGGCCGCACUGACCUGGGCAAGAAGAUAAAAGAGGGAGUGGAGGAAGCAGCCAAGACAGUAAAACACUCUGCCGAAUCAGUGUCUAAAGGUGGCGAGGUGCUAGGGAAGAGCAGUGCCUUCAGAGCCAUCUCACAGGGUGUGGAAUCAGUGAGGAAAGAGAUAGAUGAUCCUUACAGUGGUCCUUACCGGCCACCAUCAAGAUUGCGAAAGAGGAGUGAGUUCUCCUUCAAAGGGUCAGAGAAUGAGGAUAAAGUGUUCGACGCCAAUGAAGAGGCAAUGGGUGUUGUUCUCCACAAGGAUUCAAAAUGGUUUCAGCAGUGGAAAGACUUCAAGGACAACAACAUGGUCUUUAACAGGUAUUUUGAGAUGAAGAUGAAAUAUGAUGAAAGUGAUAAUGCUCUGGUCCGGGCGACUCGGGCUGUGACAGACAAAGUGACUGAUCUUAUUGGAGGUCUGUUUUCAAAAACGGAGAUGUCAGAAGUGUUGACAGAGAUUCUGACGUCAGACCCCAGCUUUGAUAAAGACUUAUUUCUCAGACAAUGUGAGCGUGAUAUCAUCCCAAAUAUACUAGAGGCCAUACUGCGUGGGGAGCUGGAAGUGUUAAAAGAUUGGUGUUAUGAAGCUACAUAUAGCCAGCUAGCACAUCCCAUCAAGCAGGCCAUCACCAUGGGGCUGCAGUUCCACUCUAAAAUCCUUGAUAUUGACAACAUUGAUCUGGCUAUGGGGAAAAUCAUGGAUCAGGGUCCUGUUCUCAUCAUCACCUUCCAGGCACAGGUUGUCACGGUGAUCCGCAGUCCAAAAGGAGACGUUGUGGAGGGAGAUCCAGAGAAAGUCCUGAGGAUGAUGCAUGUGUGGGCACUGUGUCGUGAUCGGGAGGAGCUGAACCCUCAUGCUGCCUGGAGACUUCUGGACAUGUCGGCCUCCAGUACUGAGCAGGUGCUCUGAGGCGCAGGAUGGAAGCGUGAUGAAGACAGGCCAGAAGUUCAUCUUUCACAGGCAUCAGCUCCCCUACAUUCCAACAGUUAGUUGCUUUUUUUAACCUUAAUUGUGGCUUGCAGGACGUGAACAUCUUUGGCCGUUUUAUUAAGUGAGUGAGUUCUGAUCAUUACGCCAUGCGUCUUAAACUGUGACUCAGAAUCACCUAAAAAUAGCUCAACGAAAACCUCAAUGUCCUCAUAGUGAUCAUCCUUUCUGGCUACCUGCAAACUGUUCAUACAUCGAAGCUCAUCCAGCUGAACAGACAAUGCUCUGUACUCAUUAGCAAUGUUUCAGAUAAGUACACACAAACCUGACGGCACGAAAAGUUGUACUAACUUUUUGGCUGUCUCUCCAAUGUAGCUACCCUGGCUCUUGCAAGACCUAUGUAGUUCAGCACAGCUUUGGCAUGGGUGGUUCCACGAGCAGCACACGUAGAUCUGGUCCACAGCGCUAUUCGGGUAAGCCAUUCGGCCAGUAUUGUGACAAAGAAAAUGUUUCAAAUAACAGAAGUGGCUCGCAUAGAGGAGUCACCUGUCAAAAUGUAUUGCAGAUUUUUACCACGUAUUGAUUCUUUUAAAAAUGAAUAGAGAAGGUUUUGGAAGAAUUUAUUGGUGGCAACUAAGGACGGACAAAUUUUAGAUAACGCCAUGCAUCCUAUUUGCACUCUACCAGACCAAAGGAGUGGAGCUUGUGGAGCUGUGCAGAACUAUACAGGUCUGACAAGAGCCAGGCUACAAUAUAAUCAAAGCUCGUAUUUCACUCUUGUAAUGGUGGUAGAACUCUGUGGGAAACCAUCCCAUACUUACAGCAUAGCUUGCUGCAAACAUUGUUUUGAUGAGUUUUGGAGGCAUCAUAGAAUUAUAAACGGAAUACAAACAAUACACAUGCAAUUUGUUGAAUUUACUCAUUGAAAGUCCCAAUGGGUUAAAUGACACAGCGUAUAUAAGCACCAUUGGUAGUUUAGUCUUCCAAAAUGUACAAAGAAAUGCAGACUGUUUUAGGUGUGCUCAAAAUGUGUUGAAUAUAUCAAUGUAUCUUGUUGAGGUGUGUGAAGUCUUACUUAAGUGUAUUAUUUGUCAUUACAAACUUCAUCAGUAUUGGGACAAGGACCAAAAUAUAAUAUAAUAUGACUAACUGAAAUGUGUAUUGUAUAUACUGGAAUGGGAAACAGGAAUCAGUUAUGUGAAAAAUAUCCUGAGAUGGCAACUGAGCAACAUAUAAUUUCAUGCCUUUCCACAUUCCCUUGCUGGUUCAUCUUUGCCUUUUUCAUCAGCAAUCCUUAACAGUUUGUGAAUUUAUGUUACCUAUGUGAAGUAUUUCAUUCCUGUGCAUUCUGCAAAUUGAUUGUCAUGGUACCAUGUUUCAACUGUAAGAUUGGUACCACAGUGACAAAUGACAUGAUAACAUUCAAUCCUUUAGAAAUCUGCAAUAGACUUUAAGAAAGAACACAAAUAAGAAACUUAAAACAAUUUGUAAGGGAAACCAACAGUGGCCAACCAGUUGAAAGAGGUACUUUUUUGUAUUGAGCCAGACUUGCAGAAGAGAACAAAUCUACAUCAAAAGAAUAACGCAAAUGCAAAUGCCAAUAUUUAUUUUGGGCCAUGGUAGGGCCAAGUGUUCUGUUUAAAAGAAGUUAGACCUCAUCGUCUGUCUAUGAGAACACAUACUUUACAUUAGAACUAAUGUUUGCCAUUUCUCGACGCUUGCGCACCAAUUGAAAAGUUGGCAGUACGUGCCUUCUUUCACAUUAACCUGCUCAGACCUCAUAACUUGCUCCAGUGGCCAUUGUAUUGUACGGUUUGCCGUAAAAAAAAAGUCAAAUGAAGUCUAUGACCCAUUCAAUCUCUAUGGGGUCAUUUUCUAGCGUUUUAUUGUAAAUGGACAGUGCAUCUGCGAUCGAAACGAUCCAGAAACAGAUACAUGUAAACUUCUAGCCUAGUAAACUAGCCCCACCCACCAGCGGCCAAAAUUAUUUUUGCCUGCGAGUUGGUCUAGCCUCAGACAAUGCCCCAGGCCCUGAAACUGGCAGACCGAUCACAACGAAGGAGAUUUGUCUUGAAUCCUUGGAAGCAAAUUGGGCGGGGUUUUGGUCAGAGCGUUGGCCUGUAGGCAAACACACGGUUUGAAAAACAACGGGUUGUUCCCAUCAACAAUCUUCCGAUGUCUCAUUGAUAGAGGCCAGACUAAAUAUUCACAUUUAAUCUCACAUUUAGUCUGGCUUGCCAGGCUAGUAAACUUAGCCUCAGCUGGAAAGAAGUGGUCUGUGUUGCUUUAAUACCUUUCUACUAUUUUAAUUCAGAGUUUAUGAACAAGAGUCUUGACACACAGCUGACUGAAAAUAAAAGCAAGGUUGACAAUCAGAAGAAUGACUACAUGUAACUAGAACUACCAGACCAAUGCCUCCUCGCCUGUGCGAGAAUAAUCACCCAUUAAUAAUAAAAAGAAACACACACCAGGGCAGGCAUGAGAGUUUUGGAGCUAGUGUUUCAAAUGUACAGGAACUGUCAAAAAUAAUUUAAGAAAAUUUUAAAUUUAUAUUAAAAAGUACGUUUAUUAGUAGGUUUUGUUUACUCAUUUUUUAUUAUUUGUUGUGUCUUUUAUGUUUUUGUUAUGUAUGUGUACACAUUCUUUCUCCUCUGUUUAGAUCGAUAUCAGAUAUAAUAUUUUUUCUCCAUGUAAGGAAGUGUCAGUCAGCUUGUCUUUCACUGAAGACAAGAAAUAUCAAUUUGUAAUAGUUAUUAUUGACUAUUAAAAAGGCAGCUUGUCAGUUAAUCUCAUCAUCACAAAAAGUUUGAUGCCUAUAAUUUUUCUCUGCUGCUUGUACAAAAUAAUAUUAUGUUCUCCGUGUAUCAACACCUACUUUGUAAGACUGAACUGAAGCAAGAUAAAAAUGUAAGUGAUCAUCUGUGUAAAAAAAACAAAAAGAAAUUAAGACAGGUUUGAAAUAAAAUUGUUGUGUGAAAUUCA